Messenger RNA from Botrytis porri, 1065 nucleotides. RefSeq lists its product as uncharacterized. The record is from RefSeq and is a predicted model, not a curated record. NCBI's taxonomy places the organism in Eukaryota, Fungi, Ascomycota, Leotiomycetes, Helotiales, Sclerotiniaceae. The transcript has 2 exons. The coding region runs from base 1 to 1065 and encodes 354 amino acids.
AUGUCUACCUCGAAUACAACGUCUACUGUCUCCUCGGCGCCUAUUGUCUCCUCCUCCGUCUCGGUUGUCUCUUCUUCUUUAACGACUCAAUCUUCCGUCUCCUCGGUGCCAAUAAUCUCUUCUUCCUCUAUCGCAGUUAGCUCUUCUCCACCCUCUUCAAUCUCAACUAUCUCCUCCUCUUCGAUCUCAACCAUCUCUUCCUCAACCUCUUCAAUCUCAACUCCCUCACCAUCAUCCUCAUUCUCAUCCUCACAACCAUCAAUCUCCUCCUCCUCAAAAAUCCCCACCCCUCCAUCCCAUCACACCGCCUCCCAAACCCUCUCCCCAUCCCACAUAUCCGCCGAGCCAUCAUCUCUCCUCCAAAUCGCGACUCCGAUUGCUAUUCCUCCACCUAUCCGUCCAUCUCUAUCUCUCCUCACCCAACUCCAAGAAGCCCUCGACUUCACCUCCACCCUCCUAGGUCUCUUUUUCGUAUCCCUCCUCACCCUCCUCCUCAUCUACUGGAGCACCCUGUACAUCCUACGCAAAACCGUCGAUAUCAACCCGCGCGAUACAUCACCCAUCGCUCAAUCAAAAGCCAAAAACCAAACCAAACUCCACCCCUCCAAUAAUCUACCCAGCUCCCCCCAAAAGAAAGAAGUAGGAUUUGCCCCCCACCCCUCCGACCCCGAAUUCGUUCUCUCCGGAAAAACCGCCCGAGAAACAAAACGUCGUCUCUCUUCCAUCCCGCAAUCACCCACUUCCCCAACCUCCACCUCCCCUCCAUCCCGCACUCCCCCCCCCUCCUCCUCCUCCUCCUCUCCAUACACGCUCUUCCCCACUCAGCCCUGGCCCACCGACGGCGUACAACUCGCCGGUCUCGGAUCCGUCCCUGAAUCCAAAAAAGAUAAGAUAGAGCAAAUAGCGCAAGCUACAGAAGUUUCGGAACUAAGCGAGGCAGCGGGUCGAACAAAGGAAGAUGUGGUGACGGAGGCGGAUUUGGAGUUUCAGAGGGGGGUGCGGGAUGUGAGCGGGGACACGAAUGCGAUUGAGAGGAGGGGAGGGCGGAGUUAUGGGGCAUUGUAG